CUUGUCUGUGCAGAGACACAACUGUCUGUUUACACUUGUGCAUUUGGUGGCAGCUUUACUUGGUUUGUAAUGCAAAUUUAUGCAUGUCAGUGAGCCUUACUGUAAAAUCUCAUCACAUGACCGUAAUUGGAACUACUUGUAAUUGAGAUUCUCUUCCAGAAAAGGCGUGAACUAUAUUAUAGUUCUGUACCUUGCUCUUUCAGGUCUCAUGCCUACACUACUGCAGAUAUUUCCCCAUGCAGGUUGCCAAUUUGGAUUCUAUGAGUUGUUCAGAAUCAUAUGGAAUUUGUGGCACGGCAGCACCAAUGUUCUCAGCCCUGUUGUACCAAUAUCAGAGAGCCUUGUUUGUGGAGCCAGUGCUGGCAUUUGCAGUAAGGCUGUCGUUUAUCCCUUGGAUCUAGUCAAGAAACGACUACAAAUACAAGGAUUUGAAAUUGCAAGAGCACGUUUUGGUGUAGUCCGACAAUACAACAGUCUUCAUCAUGCUUUGCAGCUCAUUCUCAAAGAAGAAGGCAUUUUAGGACUGUACAAAGGUUUCAUGCCAAGUGUGCUAAAGGCGGGAAUGGCAGUUGGGGUGACAUUUGCAAGUUACGAACUGUGCUGUAGUUUUAUUCGAAGUUACAGAACCUGGACACCAUACAUAGUGUAAUAUCAUAUAUGAUACAAAUCAAAGUUAUGCUAGCCAAUACUAUCAAUUCCAGGAG
Molecule: messenger RNA, 704 nt
Organism: Corticium candelabrum
Lineage: Eukaryota; Metazoa; Porifera; Homoscleromorpha; Homosclerophorida; Plakinidae
Product: mitochondrial thiamine pyrophosphate carrier-like
Exons: 4
Coding region: 209-649 (146 amino acids)
Biological process (GO): thiamine pyrophosphate transmembrane transport
Cellular component (GO): mitochondrial inner membrane
Molecular function (GO): thiamine transmembrane transporter activity
Source: RefSeq, a predicted model, not a curated record